Arctia plantaginis is the source of this 1449-nucleotide messenger RNA. Lineage: Eukaryota; Metazoa; Arthropoda; Insecta; Lepidoptera; Erebidae. The record is from the annotation of a GenBank genome assembly.
AUGGAUAUAGAUCAUGUAGUAUUAGACAAGGAAGCGAUCAGUCGAUUCGAACAGUACACAUUGGCUAAGCCUUCGUUAAAUGGAGGAAUCCCUUUGGACAGAUGCCAAGACGGCGAUUCCAUGGUAUCUAACAGCAGAAAAAGAGCACAAACACCGCGCCAAAAAGUUGUUUGUUGUUUCUGUUUCAAAACCACUAAGUAUAGAAGAAAACAAUUCAUUAUUGGAUCCCUUACAAAUGUUGUCAUAUUCAUUACACUUAUAGCUUAUACGUUUCUCGGGUCGUUUAUUUUUUUGGCCAUAGAAGGAGGGGCAGAAGUUCCAGCCAGACCGAGAAUUUUACCCGACAGACAAAAGUUAAGCAACAGAGAUAGUAACAGUACACAUAAAAAGUCAGACGAAGACUACGAUUACGGAAAUUUGACUUUGUCUGCAAAUUAUUUCUGGGACGCCAGAAGCAGGGCUGUGGAAAACAUUUGGGAGAUAACGGUGUCUCUUAAUAUCCUGUAUAGGGAAAAUUGGACGCGGCUCGCUGCUCAGGAGAUUCUGAAGUUCCAAAACGAGCUGGUUCAGAGGGUGACGACAGAGAUGGCCUCGCAAUAUGGUGUUAGUUACAGAGAGAUGGCACUCGGAGAGUUCGGGAGCGAUUUAACCAACCAUUAUGAAGAGCACGAGUGGAAUUUAGCCCUGGCGUUUUUCUACUCACUUACUGUUUUAACCACAAUAGGGUACGGCAACAUUGCACCAAGAACAAUCCUCGGAAAGGGUGUCACCAUCCUCUACGCUUUGGUGGGCAUUCCUUUAACACUCGUCUACUUAUCGAGUGUUGGGUCUCUUCUGUCUAAGAUGGCUCGAAGCGUCUUCAGCAGAGCACUUUGCUGCUGCCUCUGUUCAAACUGCGGCUACUGUUGUUAUGAUGAACGAAGAAUGGCAGAAAAAGAACGAAGAAUGAAACUAAAAAGACAGCAAGAAGAAAUGCUUAACAGUCAAAAUACUAGCAAGACUCCGACAGAAGAAUGUUACGUAAUGAAACCUGAUAGUCAGAAAGAUUUAUCAUUGUCAGAAAGACCAACAACCAGUACGGCCAAAGAUGAUGUAAUUAGCUGGCCAGAUACUGAUUCUAAAUUGUCAAUGCACGGUUUAAGCAUUUUAGCUCCAGUAUUUUUAUGUCUCGCAGCUAUAUUUAUUUAUAUAGUAAUUGGAGCAUUACUUUUGUAUAAAUUAGAUAACUUGGGUAUAAUAGACGGUUUUUAUUUCUGUUUUAUGGCUUUGAGUACUAUUGGUUUCGGUAACAUUGUUCCUGCUGUGGAUAAUAAUACUGAAUUUCCACCACCACCACCACCAGAAGAGGAAAUAGUUGCUAUAGUAACUAAAAAAGAACCUAAAGGUUUCGGAAAUAUGGUUGCAUACAAUGUACUCCCAGAAAUGUUGGAACAUGUUAAUUCAACAUAA